AUGGUCGGAGGUCAAAGACGGCGAAACCUGAAGCACUACCAGCGCGAUGUCUAUGCACACAAUGCUGCUGCUUCAAAAGCAGUGAUUAAUGAUACAAAUGACGCACCUCAACACACUCGCAAUGCUCAACAACGCAAGCACAGCAGUUUCGAAGCAGGACCAAGUGGACGUCUGAAUGGUGAGGUCUUGCAUUUAUGGCGAUCUGAUUCCGACUUGUUUUUGGAGGAAUUCCUCCGCCUGGAGGGUCAAGGUGACUAUUCACAAGACAUUUGCGUUUGUGGUGAGGAAGCAGCAACAUAUUGUUGUCAGGAUUGUCAUGGUUGCGAAUUAUUUUGUCAUUUGUGCAUGAUCCGCAUACAUGACAGACAUCUGCUUCAUAGAAUGGAGCGAUGGGAUGGUAUCUCAUUUUACAGUGUUACCUUGAAGUCCAUGGGGAUCCGUCUACAACUUGGACAUGCUUCUGGUGUUCAGUGCAUCAACCCACUCCCUGCUCACAACGACGACUUUUUUAUCAUCGACUACAAAGGCAUCUACGAAGUAGGGUUAGAUUUUUGUGGAUGUGCACAUGCCAAACCGCACAUAAUUCAACUACUACGUGUUCGCCUCUUUCCUGCCACAACAGUCGAUCCGAAAACAGCUGCAACAUUUUGGGCACUGGAAUACUUUCAGAUGCUGUCUUUUGAGUCCAAAGUCUCCACAUUUGAAUUCUACAAAACAGCUGCUCGUUUGACGGACAAUACUGGAAUUCAUAUACCAAAGGAUCGUUAUGAGGCAUUGUUAUGCAUGAUGCGAGAGUGGCGCUUCAUCAAGCAGAUGAAAUGUGCUGGUCAAAGUCAUCACCCUGAUGGUAUUGGUGCAACUAAACCAGGUGCCUGCACCGUUUUGUGUCCUGCGUGUCCCCAUGCAGGCAAAAACUUACCAGAUGGAUGGGAAAAUGCACCAUCCGAAAUACGAUUUUUAUAUGCCUUAUUCCUUGCCAUCGACGCCAAUUUCCGUCUCGCUCGCCGUGAUGUCUCUUCAGACAUCGUUGAUCUGGGUCUCAAUCGUGGAUAUGCAUUUUUUGUGGAAGAACAUGCAUAUAAAGAUUUCAUUUGUUCACGCGAGCAAGUCAUCCAGGAGUUGAGUUCAUGCUCCAGUCACAACGCGGUCAACCUUGCAGAUUUGAGAGUCUCACAUGGCCUUGCAGCCACUGGCGCCGGUACUAUCGAUUGCAUAAGACACAAUUUCAAAUGGCCCUGCUCAGUCGGUGACCUACAGAAGGGCGAAAGGUACCUUAACAUGGAUUAUUUAUUCUUCUCGAGCAUGCAGUCUUCAUCAGAGAUAUCGACAUUGAACAUCUCAUACAAUAUUGCUUCCCAUGUGGCCAAAUGUCAGUCAAACUUUUCCUUCAAUUUCAUCAAGGGUGUUGGUCGCACAGAUGGUGAAGCUCCCGAGCAUGGCUGGGCCAACAUAAACCCCAUCGUGACAAGCACACGUGAAAUGGGUCCCGGUUCAAGGCGCAACAUCUUAGAUGACCACUUCAAUGACUGGAACUGGAAGAAGAUCUGUGCAAUUGGUUUGAUUUUCCACCGAAAGUACAACUUUGCAUUAAUUGAGGUACAAGAACGUGUCGACGAUCUCAUUAAUUUUGAAGCUUCCCUAGCUGCAGAUGAGUUAGUUGAAUGGAGGAGGGACAUUGAAGCAUGGGAGGCAGACCGUUCACAACUGAACCUGUUUGAAGGCAGAGCUAUGACUAGUACAUCAAUGACUCAGGCUGCUGUGCGCCUAGCCUUAUCGAUGGCUGAGGCUGCAGAGAUUGAGCGUGGCAACAACAUGUCCCUACACGAUGAUAUAUCACCCUCUGUGUUAAUUUUGUCGGGAUUAGAACUCGAAGAUCAGCAGUUGAAUGUCCAGAAGGGCAAGAUCUUACAGCGCAUGAAUGCUCUUCGCCGAUGCAUUGACACCUGGGCCCGGGUGCAGGUGUUGUAUAUGCCUAUGCCAUGUGACGACCGCUUGCUCAAACACGAGUGGGAAUUGCGUGAAGCUCAGGCAUAUGACACGCUGAAUGACCUCCGCACCUAUAAGGACACCUUUAUUCGGGGACAGCGAGCAAAUACCCGAGCAAACAGAAUCAUCAACAAUGCUGAACAUCACAUUGACACCUUAUCACUUAAGUAUUCUACUGCUAGAGAUGCACUCGUGAAUCUGGCAGCAAGGCUAGGUAAGACCGAUGACUGGGAGAGGACACUACGUGUUGAAUGGUGUAAGGCGCGAGCACGAGCUCAUCGCUGGGAGGAAGAAGUGCAACUACUAUGGGAGGAAAUGCGCCGCAUCAUUGCAUUUCUUGACUGGCAGGUAGGCUGGUGGGACAUGCAAGGUCCGCGGCAUGCUUUUAACUCACUGCAGGCUGGAGAGGGUGCUCUUGCUUAUGCGCAGCACCAGGCUAAUCUACGUCGACAGAUGGUCAUACACAUCAAAUCCGGCUUUGAAGGUGAUAUAUCACAUCACACGAGCCCCAAAUACGACUGA
Messenger RNA from Suillus fuscotomentosus, 2508 nucleotides. RefSeq lists its product as uncharacterized. Lineage: Eukaryota; Fungi; Basidiomycota; Agaricomycetes; Boletales; Suillaceae. The record is from RefSeq and is a predicted model, not a curated record. The transcript is spliced from 15 exons. Bases 1 to 2508 code for a protein of 835 amino acids.